Molecule: messenger RNA, 1038 nt
Organism: Dictyostelium discoideum AX4
Lineage: Eukaryota; Evosea; Eumycetozoa; Dictyosteliales; Dictyosteliaceae
Exons: 2
Coding region: 1-1038 (345 amino acids)
Source: RefSeq, a predicted model, not a curated record
AUGAUAUCUUUAAAAUCAAAUUUUAUAGUUGCAACAGUAUUUUUCAUUAUACAAAUAUUAAAAGUAUUUGGAGAAUAUGAUUUUGGUUUAUAUGCAGUCACAUCAAAUCCGGUUGGUUCAUAUGUAACAGUUGUUGAUACAUUAUAUAAUCAAGUAUUAGCAAACACUUCAUUAAAUUUAAAUGGUUUAAAUGUUCAAAGCCUUUUAGAAGUAGAUUCUAAUUUAAAUGUCAUUACAUUACUUUGUCAAGAUUCAAAAAAUUCAAAUUAUUUAGUUAUUGCAGAUGCUAAAACUGGUGAAAUUAAAAAGAGUAAAGGAAUUCAAAAUGAUGGUUUUAAUAUUAAAAAUAGUAAUAACUAUAUUUAUUCAAAUGCCACAGAUGAUAUUUAUUUACCAACAUUUUCAAAUGGAGAAUUAACAAUUUUACAUUGGAAUUUCAACGAACAAUCAGAUUAUGCCAAUCAAUUAACAGUUAGUGGUGUUUCCGAUAUUGACCCAACCUAUCAACCAAAAGGUGUAUUAUCAUCAAAAAACAUUUUAUAUUUAUUUUAUAAAUCAAAUGAUAAUAACAGUCCAAGUAAACUCGUAUUAUUAGAUGUAAAUACUACUGAUAGUGGUUCAUCAUCAUCAUCAUCGUCGCCAUCAUAUUCAUUACAACCAUUCGAAACUUACUCAUUUAAUAGUUUUGAAGCAGAUAAUGUUGAAAUGAUAUACAUUGAUGGUGAAGAGGGUUCUAAUAUUGUCUAUGCAGUUUAUAAUACCAAUGGAACUACACAAGCAUGUUCUUUUGUUCUCAGUGAACAAAACUCAACUUGUCAAUAUAUUCCUCUUGAAAUUAAUUUAAAUCCACAAAAUUAUAAUUAUAACCCUUAUUUCAUCACAAGUGAUUUAUCAUCAUUUGUUACAUUACAAUCAACAUCGUCAAAUCAAUUAGUAUUUGGACUUUGGGAAUUAAAUUUUGGUGCUGAUUCACCAACUCAAAUCUAUAAUUUAUGGCAAUCAACAAACCCAUCAAAUAUCACCUAUUUUAAAAAUUAA